AGUGAAACAUCUGAAGAUUCUGUUGGAUUCCUUAUCAACACAGGAGAAGCGUCAGCUGAUUGAAGAGCACAGUUUCGAAACGUUUCACCUGGUAGAUGAGCUACUCUUGUCAGCUGAUAUCGUAGCCAAUCCUCAAGGUGCCGUGGAAGGUGAAAGUGGCUUGUGGACACUUGAACAAGUGCUCUGCUACGCACCAGAGCUUGUUGGAAAUGGAUGGCAACGGCAUGCCAUUGAAGCGAUUCUGAAAAAGGCCCUAUACCCCAGAAACCUUCUGGCCAUUCGCAAGAUUGCAAUCAGGCUGUUUCUAAUCUUUUAUCAGAGCCUCAGUGUUUUUGGCAAGGUUACCGAAGACCUCGAUCGUGUAUUCCAGUGUCUCCUGCCAUAUUUUCCUUUGAGUAAUGGCCAAAAUACAGAGCUUGUACUUCAAGAAUAUUGCCACUCAGCAGGUCGGUAUCUUGACAAGUUCCUUGAGUACUGUACUCGCGAAACGGUGCGAGUUGAAUGGAAUGAUGAGAAGAAACGAUUCCAGUGUGCAAGUUUCAUCAUUGACAGAGUGAUCAAUUUGUACAUCGCGGAGUGUUUCCCGGAUAUCGAAGCCAACGGAGUGGACAUUUUUGGUGGAUGGGAAGGCGCCGAGGAUGCCAUUGAAGCGCUGGAUACGGCGGAUCCCAUAGUGAUUGCUAGGUAUUGGCUUAUUCGCUGGGUGAAUAACUUGGCAGCCGUUCGACAACAGCCAUCUGCCCAGUGGCAUCCAGGAAUGCUUCUUUACCAUGAUGCUCUGUUCACUUCACAUCGUGCAACGAACACCGCACUGACAUUGAUGAGAGAAGCAAUGACGCUGCCCCUUACCGUUGUUUCGACGCUGUCUGCCUGGUUGUUGCAAUAUGAAAUCCCACCUUUUGUUGCCAGCAAUGAGGUGCCAGUGGAGUCGUCAUCGCUGCUACUCAUCAAUAUGCUGCUUUCCUUCUUCCAAUCACCUUACCUUCUUCAACCUGGCGAUCGCCUGGCGUCAGCGGUCACUACUUCAUACGCUAUUCUUCGCACCUGCCGCGAUUUGGUUGCACAUCGACCGAAUCUCGCAAGACCGUUAUCUGUCAGGGUUUGGUCCGAGCUGAUGUACCGUUUGUGUCAGUCGGCUACGAGAAUCUGCUCGCAUUCGGAUAAAUACUCGCAGGAAAUGUCGGCCGCAUUCGCGAUGACAGUGCUGUCUAACAUGGUUCUGAUCAAGGCGGUGCGUCAAAUUGAAAUUGACGAUAAGCUCUGGGACGAAGUUCACAGUGUUUUCCAACGCGGUAUUUGGAUUCAAAUGGCACAGCAAUGGGCUCGGGUAAAUGUUUGGCACCCCUACGUCUUUGCCAGUUAUUCUACUCUCUAG
Cooperia oncophora is the source of this 1375-nucleotide messenger RNA. NCBI's taxonomy places the organism in Eukaryota, Metazoa, Nematoda, Chromadorea, Rhabditida, Trichostrongylidae. The record is from the annotation of a GenBank genome assembly.